CACAACCGUCUUUCUCUCUGCCUCCUCCGUGUGCCUACCUUUGCUGGUCUCGGCUCUGCCGCGGCUCCAAAGCAGGUGAAAAUGGCAGGGUCCACUUACAGCGAGGACCGCUACUAUGCAAAGAUAGCUUCUAUUCAGCAAAACAUGCGUAAGAGUGAGAAGCGCAGACUGGAGCUGGAGAGGGAGAUGUUUGCUUACUCCAGAUCAGACGCAAGAAACUUGCAGAUAAAGUGUUCCAAACUGCGCAGCUAUCUCAAAGAAAUCUGUGGCAGGGAAGCACAAGCGAAAAUGAGAAACCUUCAGCUUAAGAGAGAUGUGGAGUGCAUGGAAAUUAGCAUGGAGUACAGUUCUGACCAUGGAACCCUGCAACAACAAAAGGCUGACUUCUUGGAAAAGAUUUUCAGAUUCACUGAAGCGAGCAGCAAGACAGAGGAGCUGGAAGGAGCAAAGAGUAAAGCUGUGCAAAGACGACAGUGGGACAACAGCAAGAACUUUAAGCAAGUGGAAAUUUUUAUGGACCGCCAGACCUCCAGGGACUAUGAUGCCGAAGCUGGCACCACAAGUGUACACUCACACCAAGCAUUGCAGCGUUCGCCCAAUCGCAGCGUUCAGCCGUGCGAACGUCUACCGAGUGGCCUUUUGAAGGACUUCAGAGUUGGCGGAGAGGAUGCCGCCAGUAAGCGAGCGCAUUUAUCAGAUGACAUUUCAAGCUCAAACGAUUCCCCUGACGGCUGUAAUUUGAGUGACAAACAUGAAAGAGUGUCGGGGCUGCUCCCAUCUGCUCGUGCCUCAACAGCGGCAGCUGGUUGUGUGACUUCUGCAAGUGAUGAUGAACGAGAAGCUUCACCUCUGGUGACCUUGACGAGGUCUGAGAAGAAUCCAUUUCCCAGCAACGGUAACCCUGCGAUGGCUAAGAAUCCCGCUACAGAACCCACUGACUCCCAAGAGGUGGCUCGCAAGCCUCUCAUAAUGGGAGAUGAAGAGAGAGGUCUUAGCCAUUUGAAGUCUGAAACCACUUUCAGAAAAGGAGCUCAAGAGACAUCAGGAAAAUGUGAGAGUGUUGGAGAAUCAUGCUCAGAUGUGCAGUUGUCAGAGAGCAGUUCCAGUGACCUGACAAUUUCUUUGACACAAUCGGAGCUUGAGGAGGAUUUACCAGCGGAGGCAGCAUCAGAGAGAAAUGCCUCUUGCAGAGGAAGUGGUGAUCACAAACAGCAUCGUACUGAUUCAUCCCCCCACUCUGAUGAGUCUAAGAACACAGAACGGUUAAAUAGUGAAUCCUCAACACCGGGGGUGACUUUGAAAAGCCUCUCCCUGGAAGGACUUUUUAAUCUGCUAGACAGCAUCGAAGGGCGACUCCACGACGAGCAGAGCCACGUGUACAGAGAUUCCUCAAUAGAUGGGAGACAACUCAAUAGGAUUAUCAGCCUUUGUGACGAUGGAGCGGGCUUGAUUGACGAGGACCUUGAAGCAUGUGGAACUGUCGUCCUUCAUGAGCUUCGGAGGUUGUCAUGGAGCACGGAGAAGGGCUGCGUGCUGCCACAGGAGCUGGUGAGAGCGCAUCAGUCUAACACUGAGCCUAAUGAAAUAAGCACCAGCCUCCCUCCCAAUGCGGCUCGGCUGUGGGAUCGCUGGUUCAAGCACGCCCUUGUGCUCAAGGAGAGCCGUGUCCUCAGCACUGAGCGCCUGGUCCAACUGUUUACGCCGCUUCUGCUGGAGCGUGAUGCCGACUACAGCCAGCAGGCCAAAGUGUUUCUGAGGGCACUUCUCUCCCGGUCCAGUGAGGAGGGCCCCUCGGCAGAGGAUGAGAGUGACUCUUCUUCUUUGUGCAAUAAUUCCUCCGCCUUGGCCGUCGCAGACGUGGAGCCCUCCCGAUCGGUAUGCCCGCAAAACAUCCAAGAACUACAAAGCACUGAAGAGGACAGCCAGGACAAAAGCCUGGUGGAAAGUGGUCCUAUUAGAGAGACAAAAGCAUACAAGUUACUUAAACAGUCAGCCAUGCAGAAAAGACUGCCGAGUUCUGAAGAGGAGGAGGAGGAAAGCAGCUUUUCGGGAAUAAAUCAUGGCCAUGAAGAGGACCUGGGGAGGGCCAAACGCUCCUCACAUCAAGACCCUUACCCUCGGAAAGGAAGCUCAAAGGUUUAUUCUGCUUUGCAAACAAAAGACUUUUGGCAGGAAUCUGAUGACAGCGACUUCGAGAUUGAAGCAGCCCUACGUCCUCCAACUUUCAGCGCAAACAGUGAUGGCACCGAUGACUUUUAUCAUUGAUAUUUCUGCAAUGCUCCGUAUUAUAUCAGUGUGAGACAUAAUACACUGUCUCAAUAGACAUGUGGCGGAUCGGCUCUUAGUUAUUCACCCCCUGACCAUACUUUUAUUGGUCUGCAUUCUAAAUCAUAUGCACAGCAUAUUGUAAAAACAAAUAAUAAAGUUGACAGCUCUCACGCUGGAUAAAGUAUGUGAAGAGUUGUCCAACGCUCUGAUGUUAA
Molecule: messenger RNA, 2483 nt
Organism: Xiphophorus maculatus (southern platyfish)
Lineage: Eukaryota; Metazoa; Chordata; Actinopteri; Cyprinodontiformes; Poeciliidae
Gene: kiz
Product: kizuna centrosomal protein
Exons: 15
Coding region: 82-2265 (727 amino acids)
Biological process (GO): spindle organization
Cellular component (GO): centrosome
Source: RefSeq, a predicted model, not a curated record